This is a messenger RNA of Alligator mississippiensis (American alligator), 960 nucleotides long. RefSeq names its product olfactory receptor 10A7-like. Gene Ontology annotation, biological process: G protein-coupled receptor signaling pathway. Bases 1 to 960 code for a protein of 319 amino acids. The record is from RefSeq and is a predicted model, not a curated record. Gene Ontology annotation, molecular function: G protein-coupled receptor activity; olfactory receptor activity. NCBI's taxonomy places the organism in Eukaryota, Metazoa, Chordata, Crocodylia, Alligatoridae. The transcript has a single exon. Gene Ontology annotation, cellular component: membrane.
AUGAAGCACAGUGAAGAAAUGUGGUGGAACCAAACCUCCAUGACUGAAUUCAUCCUCCUGGGGUUUGGAAAUGUCUCACACUUACGGGGCAUGCUGUUUUCCAUGAUCCUAUUAAUGUAUUUGAUGACAAUAGUCGGGAAUAUCUUCAUCAUCAUGAUCAUCAUGGUGGACUGUGCCCUACAGUCCCCCAUGUACUUCUUCCUCAAGAACUUGUCCUUCAUUGAGAUCUGUUUUACUUUGGACACAGUGCCCAAGAUGCUGGUUGACCUCCUGGCAGAGGAUAAGAGUAUCUCAUUUACUGGCUGUGCACUGCAAAUGUACUUCUUCUUUUCCUUUGGUUGCGCAGAGUGCUUCAUCUUAGCAGCUAUGGCCUAUGACUGUCACACAGCCAUCUGCAACCCCUUGCACUAUAGUACUAUCAUGAACCAGCGAUUCUGUUGUAAGGUAGUGGGUGCAAUCUGGAUAACUGGAGCUUUCAUUUCUCUGCUUCAGACAGUCUGGAUCUUCAACAUGCCAUUCUGUGGCCCCAACAAAGUGAAUCAUUUUUUCUGUGAUGCGCCAGCAUUGCUGCAGCUAGUCUGUAGUGACACUUACCUGUAUGAGAUGCAAAUCAUGGCCUCCACACUCCUAGUCUGCUUGUUUCCCUUAACACUGAUCCUGGUCUCCUACAUCCGCAUCAUCACCACAAUUCUGAGGAUACCAUCAUCUGAGGGAAGGCGUAAAGCUUUCUCCACCUGUUCUUCACACCUCACUGUGGUGACAUUGUUCUAUGGGAGUGGUAGCCUGGUGUAUCUCUGGCCAAAGUCCAGCUACUCUCCAGACAUCAAGAAACUCCUGUCGCUGUUCUACACGGUCAUAACCCCAAUGUUGAACCCUAUAAUCUACAGCCUGAGAAACAAUGAGGUGAAAGGUGCUCUGAAGAGGGCACUGGGAAGGAAAUUGAUCUCACAGAAAAUAUAG